Messenger RNA from Plasmodium gallinaceum, 1746 nucleotides. RefSeq names its product CPW-WPC family protein, putative. The record is from RefSeq and is a predicted model, not a curated record. The transcript is spliced from 13 exons. Bases 1 to 1746 code for a protein of 581 amino acids. Lineage: Eukaryota; Apicomplexa; Aconoidasida; Haemosporida; Plasmodiidae.
AUGAAAAAAGUUGCAAUUAUUUUUUUUGUUUUCUUUAUUGAAAAAAUUUUCGGCAUUAGUAUUCAUUCGAAAAAAAAAUACCCUAAUGUAGAAAAUGGAGUAUACCAGUUAGAUAAUAGAGGAAGACCAAUAAAAAUUGUUGAUGUUAAUUAUGAACAUAUAUGGGAAAUACCUAAAAAUGGAGAUAUUAACUCCUAUGCUGUUGUUAAAAAGAAUGGAAAAGUGAAAAAAUUUAGUGAAGGAACAAAUAUAAUAUAUGGUACAACUAAACGAAUAAAAAAAGAAAAUGUAGAAGAAACAGAUGAAAAUGAAGUUAAAAAAGAAAUUAUAAAAAAAAAGAAGAUAAAAGAUAUUAAGAAUGUUUCUAGUGUUUCUAAAAAAGAAAAAGAAAAGACAGAAGAAAAAAAAACAAAAAAAAAAAUAUUACCUCGUGCUAUGCAUAUUACAGCAGACGACAUCUCAUCAACAGAAGAAGAAAAGGAAGAAGAUGAAGAAGAAAUAAAUAUAGGAAAGGAGUUAGGAGUUGCAAUAAAAGAAAAUUUGGAGUCGCAUUAUGAAGAAUCAAAAAAUCCUUCUUCUCUAAGUAUUGAUUUAUUAGAUGCUAAAAUUCCUGAUAGCAUAGAAAAAUUGUUGAUGGAAGAUUUAGAAGAAAGAAAAUGGAUAUCUAAAAAACCUGUUAGUGAUAAAAUAUGUUUAAGAGAUUAUUCAAAACAGUGUCCUUCUACAUGGGAACGAGUAUCAGAAGUACAAUGUAGAUCACCAAAAGAUUAUUCUGGACCUUGUUCUCAUAUUAUGGUUUUUGAACCAAUGACUGCAAAAGAAAAAAGUCAACUAGCAAUAGAUUGCAAAGUCAACUGGCUAUGUAUUAAUGAAUCAUGUGGUAAUAGUAAAAGGGAUUAUUCAAAAGAUUGCCCUGAAAAUUGGGAAUACACAGGAAAAUGUGAAGCUCCUGAGAAUUAUUCUGGAGGAUGUAACAAAAUAAUGGAUUUUGGUGCUUUUACAGAAGGUGAAAAGGAGGAAUUUUCUUCAGUCUGUAAAGUGGUUUGGCCAUGUAAAGAAGAAUCAUGUGAAAGAGAUUACUCAAUAACAUGCCCUAAAGGAUGGUCUUACGAUACAAAUAGAGAUAUAUGCAAAGGAAACCAAGAAUUUGAAGGAUUAAUUUCAAAGGAAGAGAUGGAAGCUAUAAGCCAUAUGUCUUACCAUCAAAGAAUGACAUUUUCCUCAAAAUAUGGAAUUGCAUGGCCUUGUAAGAAUAAAUGCACUUAUGGUUACGAUAAGUAUCCUUGUCCAAGAGGAUGGACAAAUUUAAUGAACUCCGGAGCUUGCAAAGCUCCUGAUGAUUAUAAUCCUCCAAUGAACUGUCCUCGUAUAACACAUUUUGAUUAUAUGAAUAUAAAUGAAAAAGAAAAAUUUAGUAUAAAAUGUAAUGUUAAAUGGUUAUGUGUUGAAAAUGCACAAAGAGAUUAUUCAAAAUGUCCAAUGCAUUUUGAUUACAUAGAUAAAGGAAAUAAUAAAGGAAUGUGCAAGCCAAAUGAUAAAUAUAAAGGACCAUGUAAGGAAAUCCAAAAUAUUUUAUCUUUAUCGCUUGAGCAAAAAUAUAACUUUGAAGAAACUUGUGAAGCACAAUUUCCUCAUAUAGAAAAUGAAAACAUUCCUCAAGCAGAACAAGAUAAUAUUCCUAAAAGUACUAUAGAAAAAUUACUAAAUGGAGCGGAUAUUUCUAAAAGUGGAAUCACAUUAGAAUAA